Cyanidioschyzon merolae strain 10D is the source of this 4506-nucleotide messenger RNA. RefSeq lists its product as hypothetical. Gene Ontology annotation, biological process: intracellular protein transport; retrograde transport, endosome to Golgi. The coding region runs from base 1 to 4506 and encodes 1501 amino acids. Gene Ontology annotation, cellular component: Golgi membrane; Ric1-Rgp1 guanyl-nucleotide exchange factor complex; cytosol. The record is from RefSeq and is a predicted model, not a curated record. NCBI's taxonomy places the organism in Eukaryota, Rhodophyta, Bangiophyceae, Cyanidiales, Cyanidiaceae. The transcript has a single exon. Gene Ontology annotation, molecular function: protein binding.
AUGCCGUACUUUGUGCAAGGGAGUGCGCGAACGUACGUCGCGGUAGCCACCAGCGGGACCGGAACACCGGCCUCUACUGCUGGCUCUCCGGUAAGUCUUGACUUGGGACCACGUUCGUGGCAUGCGUAUCGGGGACAGAACGGGGAAGACAACUGCCCCGUCCACCGACGAAAUGAAGCAGGUGCAGUUUGUUCAGAGCAGUCAGCGCCAACGCAUGCAACGGACGCGGUUCCUGAUUCUAUUUGGAGUCGUCUGCUAUGGAAAGCGCCAACCACAGCGACAAGACGUCGCACAGGCGAGGAAACUAGCGGAAGCGUAUUCGGAGCGUUCCUCGCAAGCGGAAGCGACCAGCGAACACCGUGGCAGUCCGCAGCGGCACUGGCACUAUUUUCUGAAACGUUGCUGCUGGUUGCCAGCACCGAUGCAAUGUCCAUCUGGCUCGCUGAGCGCAUACUUCAGCCGGUUAGCCACUUUACGGAUCAAGAAUUACAACUUUCACGAUAUGGUCGAAUUCGACAGGCUCUGUGGGGCCCAUCGUGCCCAUCUCGGCUCUCUGGAAUCGGCCUUAGUGCCAGUGUUGCACUGCUCACGGAGAAGGGCAUUGUGCUGCUGCUGACCCUGUCGGCGAAGGACGCCCCAGCGAGCCCCGAGGAAGCACUGCGCCCAUGGUGGAAACUCGCUGACGACGACGCAGCUGUAGAGGUAGACGAUUGGCGUCCAGAUAAAGCUGACGGGGGUGCUAUCAGCGGCAUCCAGCCAAGUGCCGAGGCGCGGAACACGUCACAGGCGCAGCCUCUGGACGAGUCCCUGCACACUGAUCAUAUUCGGUGCACUUGGACGCUUGCUUUGGAACAUGUCGCAUCGGUGGCAUUGUCGGUUGCCAAGGAGGACGCCUCUUUGACGUCACAUGCACUAGCGAUGACAGCAUGUCCAGCGGGGGUGAUCGUAGCCAGCGCAAGCGGCUGGGUCGAGUGCAUCAGCUGGAACGCGAGCACCAUAUGGAAGGUCGAAAUCUUUGGGGAGACCCUCACAGACGAGCAGCUACUCCUCGAGGAUAUUUCCAUUUCCUCCAGAGAGGUACACGUGCACUACGAUCAACAGCUGCGUUUAGGAGUCCUGUGUUUCCAGCAACAAUGGUUGGUGCUCCUCCAGCUCGAUUGUGGAGGAUACUGUCGACCACAUUGUGCAGCCCCGAGCGUUCGUUUCUAUCGAUAUCCUGGUUUAUGUUGCGUCGCCUUGGAGCCGCGGCACGGACUCGUUGGCUUAGGCAUGGCAGACGGCAGUGUUCGUGUGCACCACCUGGAGUCCAUGGCGCUCGAGUCGGUUUGCUCGGGCGCUCCGGGGCAGCAGCACGCUGCCCAAGUCACUCGACGCGUCAGGUCACUUUCCUGGGCCCCAGACGGUGAGGCUUUCGCACUCGCCUGGGAUGAGCGAGGCCUGGCGAUAUGGAGUCGCCACGGCUGUCGACUGUUCAGCUCCAGCAGCUGGAUAGGACCGCAGUCGCAGUCGCAGUCGCAGAAACGCCUGUCUGCAGUUGCGGUUCCCGCUACUCCCGAGCAGGACCCGCUACGUGUCCGUUCAGUGCACUGGCAUCCUACAGGAUUAUCGAUUUUUGUACAGUUUGCAGGAGAGGCUCCGAACGCGAACGCAGCGCUCUUUGGCGUACUUCCUCUGCUGCGCCUGACGGGAGAGUUUGGAGGCUCCAGUGUCUGGGAAGGUAACCGCAUCUAUCCAACCGCAUGUGCUGUCACGGACGAUGCGGUGGGUAUCGUCUCUAUCCAGCGGGAGUGUGCAGAUUACCGAACCUUAGGUGCACAGGUCGCACAACUAUUGCUCCAACAGUGCGCUGAAGGUGUUGUGCAUGGGCGUCGCUCCACGGCUACCGGGUGGCACUGGAUGACGCUUGACGAAGCGUAUUUGCGACGAGCCUGGCCGAUUCGCCAUGUUGCCUGGCAGGCUGCGUCAUCGUUUCUCGCGGUUUCUGGAACAAGUGGGGUAGCGCUCUGGAACCCUCAGCGUCGACGCUGGCGCUGGACGGAGCCAACUGUACGCGGUGCAGCGGGCAUCUGCAUCGGCCUCGCUUGGCUGGGGCCGUUCCUGCUAACAAUUUGGCGAGAAGAUGCACCCUAUGAGCUUCUCAAAGAAGAACGUUUCAGGUACUAUGCACCUACUAACGUGCUUGCGCAAAUCGAUGAUGCCGACUCGAGAAUGUCGGCACGGAAGACGAGUUCUUAUACGCUUCGUGUUUUCCAUCGCAGUAAGCUAGGUGAAGAGCGGUUAUCGAAACCGCUGCGUUUCCGCCACCGUCCUUUGAAGAUUGAUGUCCUAGAGUCCGGAAUCGUAUGGGUAUACAAUAGCGACUCUGUGAUGCGAGUCUACAGGUUCAGCUGGGAGCAGCGGCGGCCUUGGAGCAGUUCCGUAGACUGGCGCUUUGUCCAUUCUCUGCCUCUUCGUGUGGACUACGGCAUCCAGCAGACCAGUGUUGACGGAGAGUGGCUCGAAUCCUUUCGAGUGCUACCUUCACGGGUCCUGUCGCAGGGCGGAGAAACAGAGCACGCUUUUCUGCUUCCAUUCGGUGCAUGGCCUGGCUCGAUUCUGCUGAGUAAGCCUCACAGAGCGGCUACAGAAACCGCAGAAUCGCUGGCGAGCUCGCGAGCUGACCAGCCGUUUUCGACGCAGCAUUCGCCACCGUCUGCUGACUCGGGCAGCAUGACGAGUCCUUUGGACGCGAGUCGCGAACACAGCGCACUGUCUCAGGCUCCGGACGGCAUUCCCCGAAGCAUGCUCCUAGUCCUAGGCAGUCGUGGGACACUGUUUAUUGUGGAUCCCCUGACCCAAGCAGAGGACGUGCUUGCGAGCGCGGUCAUCCGUUACUGGUUCACCGCUGACUUGCGGAAACGACACUCGGUGCCUCAGCCUGCGCUUUGGGUCAGCACAGCAAACGGAGUCUAUGCCAUGAGCAGCGCACGUUUCACACUGCGACAUUGCAUCGAGUUUGAUGCGGAAACCUUUCUAUGUGGUAUGAUGAGCUCCAUCGAUGCCCUGGUCGGGGUCACGGCAACUCGUGUGCGCUACUGGGACCUUGCCGACCUUGACGGGCAACCGUUUCUCUACGAGGCAUCCCUGAAAGCGUGGCCCGUACUCCCGAUGAUCCUGAAAUUGCUGUUAGAAGAUGGUGCUGACGAUCUCGGCGUCACACACGUUGCUUUGCGAAACGCCCAGCAGCCGCAGUUCAUGGAUGCGCUGGAAUGGCUCCUGUAUCGCACAGCAGUAGCGGAGUCGAAACCAAAAGGGGACGACCAAGAACAGCUUUCCCUGCGUGUCGUGCGUAUGCUUCGCAAGUUCGGUGAAUACGAGGACAUUGUGGUGCACUGCGCUCGCAAAACCGAGGCAUACAAGUGGCCGUCGCUUUUUGCGCUGGUUGGCGAACCCACUGCCCUUCUUGAACAGUGCUUCCUUAGUGGCCGCCUGCGUACGGCAGCUUGUCUGCUCAUUGUGCUUCAGGAGCUUCACGGAUUGCAAGCGAGUGCCUUUCAAGCGCUGCGACUGUUCCAGGCUGCAUUGAGUUGUGAGGAUGACGCACUCGCCAGGGAACUGAUGGGUUACCUGGCUAGGAUAUCCGCUGAUGAAGUCAUGUCAUCCGGGAGUUGUUCCGCUCGCGAACAUGCCUCAGCACACAUUCCGCAAGGCGGAGCUGCCCGUUCCGAGAAACGAGACCACACCGCAGGGCAGAGCGCCUCGCGUGCUGGGAAAGUCUCCGGUCAACUCGUAGAAUCGGGAGUGGAUCACCAGUUUUUCCGAAUGGCGGAAACGUCGUUGUUUACGUACGCAACGGAACUGCUCUGGCGAUUCGAGCUCUAUCGGCUGUGUGUGCUUGCUGAGCGGUUGGGUUUCUCGCUGACCGAGUGGUUGCGUCGCAACUCCACCAGUCACCGGGAGUUUCGCGACUUGUACCUGGGUAUCACUUCAGCACGGCAACAGUUCCGGGUUGGUACGCCAUCAUCAGCAGCCGUCCAGCGCGCCAUACUGGAUAUCCAGCAUGCACGAGAAAAGCAACAUGUCCUGUUAUCGGAACUCGAGGCGACCCGGCGAAGACUGCAAGCUCUCAACCCGAGUCUGGAACAUGCAGCCAAGAACGUGCAGAAAACUGCCGCUGCUGUUGAUCAUUGUAGGAAUGAUCGCGAUGACCAUGGAAAUGAUGUUGGCACUGGCACUGAUCACACCACUGGUAUGCGUUGUCGCCAUGACUUUGCCGCUGACGCAGCAACUGCCUUGGCGAUAAGCAUUCCAUCGCUGAUCUACCUGAAACGACUCGCGCAGGCCGCGUACGACGUGGACUAUCCCAGUCUCGGGCUCAUUCUUGAUACUCUUUUGCUGCAUGGGCAGCGAAUUUACCUGGUACUCCAAAGCCAUCCUCAUUACCAGGAGCCAUACCUGCUUGCACUGCGCAAGUUUGAUGAACCAAGUAUGAGCGCAUUGCUAGGGGCGCUUCAGCAAGCGCUCUAG